GCUGUUCGAAAGUCGUGACCACAAGCAUGGCGAAUGUUACGCUCGUGAACUUGGCUUUGGAAAAUAAGAUUAUGGAGAGAAAUCAAGUCCAAGAACACCGUCUAUUGGUUGAUGGACUUCAGAUGGCUGAGGAUGAUCUGUAUUUCUCAGAUGAGGAAGAAGAGGAUAUUUACAUGGAGAAGACUCCCCGCAACAACCACACCACUGUGUUCCCCCUCACUCUACAGUGGGUGUGCAGGUUUCGGGCCAGUGUGGACGAUGACUGCGGCCCUGACUUGAUCUUGAGAAAGUUCUUGACAAGUCUCUCUGACUGUGAGAACAGGGUAAACCCCUAUGACACAUUUGCAGCCUGUGACACAACUGGGCUUAAUGAGCAUCAGCUGCUCAAUGACCUUAACAAUGACAGUUGGGUCUGCUUGUCAAGAAGCAAGGUGGGGACAAUAUACGAGUCUGAUGGUGAGGAGUGGACUGAUGAGGAGACUGGACAGACCGAGAGCGAGACACCCCACAACAAGCUUGUGACUUGUGACGUGGCCAUGGCUGAGGAAAUUCAUCAACUUCAUGCCCUUGACACUGGAGUAUACUUACCAAGGAUUGAGGUGGGUACAAUAUACGAGUCUGACAGUGAGGAGUGGACAACAGAUGAGGAGACUGAUGUUCACAGCAUCGAGGAAAGACUGGCUGUAUGCACGUCCAGUGUACCACUGCCACAGGUCCAGUCACACUGCGCUGCAGAGGAGGGCUUUCAGAUCAUGGAUCCUACUGAGAUUGAUCAGCAGUCAGAUUUUGCUAGGGAGGGAAUGAUCCAGAUCCUGGAUCCUUUUGAGAUUGAUCAGCAGUCAGAUUUUGCAACAGAGAUGGUCCAGCUCCUGGAUCCUAUGGAGUCAUACUGUAAUACAGAGGUGAUACAGCUCCUGGAUCCUAUGGAGUCCGAUCCAGAUCAACAUUCGUACUGUGGUACAGAAGAAGAUCUAGAGUUCCACCUGCUGGAUCCUGUGGAGGUUCCAGUGCUGUAUGUGUGGGGAGAAGGCAUCUUUGUGCCCAAAGCUGUGACAACGAAGAGAUUGUCCCGAUAUGAGCUACAUUACGGUCCUACACACUGCGCCCGAUCACCUAGCCGCCCUAUGAUUGGUGCUCGUGGGGACAGUCGAGAGAGAAGCCUCGUGAACAGUGACGACCCUGAGCUUCCUUCACUCCCAAACUUGGCUCCAGAGUGCCACCAAGUGAAAGCCACUGCUGCAAGGACCACAAGGGGGUCAGGAGUGAAGACUGCUGCCCCCAAGACACACUGUUGCAGCUUUCACAGAGACCCCAUAGGGAACCUCCCCUCCCCUGGCUGUCCUUGGUGGCUUCUUCUCAUGGGUUUACCCAUUUUUUUUACUGUGACAGUUACUGUGGUACGAAAGCUGGGGAAGCCUGUGGAAAAAAGCCAGCAGGGGCAGUCACACUGGCAACCUCUGGCACAACAGGAACUAGUCAUUACAUCUAAACAUUCCAGAUGUAAGAUAUGUUCUCUGUUGCCUGAGGUUGCCUUGCUAUGUGACAUCUGUGGCUGCCCCAAUUGCUAUGCACCUAUCAGUGUGAACCCCAACAGGAUGUCCCUCAUACCUCUCCUGAACAGGACAACCUGGUGGGCUUCACACUGGUAGGUGCACUUUCCCUUUGGAAGAAGUAAAUCACUUGUUUUUAACCUUCAUCCUGCUAAGGUAGCCUUUAGGCACCAACUCAGAAUUGGUUACCAGGUUAAGUACCAGUCAGAAGGUUAAGAGAUGUAAUCUAUGUUGAUACUUUGAUGUUGAAUGGAA
Molecule: messenger RNA, 1805 nt
Organism: Branchiostoma belcheri (Belcher's lancelet)
Lineage: Eukaryota; Metazoa; Chordata; Leptocardii; Amphioxiformes; Branchiostomatidae
Exons: 5
Coding region: 27-1649 (540 amino acids)
Source: RefSeq, a predicted model, not a curated record